Molecule: messenger RNA, 575 nt
Organism: Myripristis murdjan (pinecone soldierfish)
Lineage: Eukaryota; Metazoa; Chordata; Actinopteri; Holocentriformes; Holocentridae
Gene: snrpg
Product: small nuclear ribonucleoprotein polypeptide G
Exons: 4
Coding region: 124-354 (76 amino acids)
Biological process (GO): mRNA splicing, via spliceosome; spliceosomal snRNP assembly
Cellular component (GO): precatalytic spliceosome; spliceosomal tri-snRNP complex; U2 snRNP
Molecular function (GO): RNA binding
Source: RefSeq, a predicted model, not a curated record
AUCUACGGCGGAAGCGCUCCGGUUUGCUUCCGGUUUAACGUCGCACGCGUACCUUCCGCGGUUUUGUGAAACGAAGAGCCUGCGACCGUCCGUCUGCUGGGUUUUGUAGAGAAAUAAGAGAAAAUGAGCAAAGCGCAUCCACCCGAGCUGAAGAAGUUUAUGGACAAGAAGCUGUCGUUGAAGCUGAAUGGAGGCAGACACGUGCAGGGCAUCCUGCGAGGGUUCGACCCCUUUAUGAACCUGGUGAUGGACGACUGUCUGGAGAUGGGCCCAGGGGGGCAGCAGAACGGCAUCGGCAUGGUGGUCAUCAGAGGAAACAGUAUUAUCAUGUUGGAAGCCUUGGAGAGAGUAUGAGAGAGAACGUGAGGCGGCUCCUGAUGGAGAGGAAAUCAUCGACUCCUUUUUACUUUCUUGUAAUGUCGUUUUGUAGCUAUUUUCUGUUUGAAAGAGACCAAGAUAAUGUGUUUUGUUUGAACUGUAAGACAUCUAUCUGAUAUGCAUUGACAGGCAUAUUUUGUUUGGAAAUGUUUUGGAUUGUGUAAUCUUGUGAAUAAACUUGGAUAUGUUUUUCCUUA